AAUUGACAGUAUCAGAGCGGAGGACUCGAUGGAUGUGGGCGUGGUCAUGCUGUUCUACGGUCUGUACUACGGAGUGAUGGGACGCGACUUUGCUGAAAUCUGCUCUGAUUACAUGGCGUCCACCAUCGGGUACUAUAACACGGGCGGGAUGCCGUCUCGCAGUCUAUGCCAUGACGUCUGCGCCGUGUGCGGACAGAAGACGCUAGUGGACGUUGACGAGGAGGGCGUGAUCGAGGACACGUACCAGCUCUCCUGCAAUCACAUAUUUCAUGAGUUCUGCAUUCGCGGCUGGUGCAUUGUGGGUAAGAAGCAGACGUGUCCGUACUGCAAUGAGAAAGUCGACCUGAAGAGAAUGAUGAACAACCCGCACACGGACUCACACAGAGAGGCAGCGUUCAGGUUCAUCUCCACUUUUGGCAUGUGA
Molecule: messenger RNA, 424 nt
Organism: Clarias gariepinus (North African catfish)
Lineage: Eukaryota; Metazoa; Chordata; Actinopteri; Siluriformes; Clariidae
Product: RING finger protein 175-like
Exons: 4
Coding region: 29-424 (131 amino acids)
Cellular component (GO): endoplasmic reticulum membrane; Golgi membrane
Molecular function (GO): metal ion binding; ubiquitin protein ligase activity
Source: RefSeq, a predicted model, not a curated record